AUGACCCAGGAGGGGGAGGAAGGUACCAAGAGUUUGGUCACUGGACGUGAGGAGUCAGCUGAUGUCCUGAUGACCCAGCUGUGCCUUCUGGGGCUGGAGGAAGUGAAGCACAUUAAAUCGCUGCCGCAGGAUUCACUGGACUCACACUCCAGUGCCGUGUGCCGUCAGGGGAUUCUGCUCAUCACAGACUGCAGCAAAGCGAAGCUGCCUCUGGAGGGUAAAGAGAAGUUGGAUGUGGUCAUUGUCUGUGUUACCAGCAUCUUUGCCUUGCCCUCAAUCGAGGCCUUGCAAAGGCAGGAAAGCCACAAAGUAAAUGUGAAGGGUUCCCUCUCGAGAUCCUGUUUGAUGGAGGAAAAUGGGAAAUUUGGACAAUUUCUCAGUCCAGACCAGAUGGCAGACCUUCUACUGACAGUUGUAGAAAGCUUGAAGGAGGCCAGUGAGAGCACCAUUGAAGCAUCAAAGACUAUUCUGAAUGUAAUCCUGCAGAAGUACAAGCAGAAGAUACAGAUGGAGGUGCCAAAGAUUGUGGACAGGAUCCACUCCCAGCUCAGAGCCAUCCAUCAUUCCCAUGCCAGACAGGUAGUGAUGAUGGCCUUAUGCCUCCUGGCUCGUGCUUUCAUGGAAGAAGAGUCCAUAGCCCUUCUAAAGUGUCCACUCCCGUUGGACAGAGAUGCAGCUGGGAUGUGGAGAACAUUGGCCAACACAGAGGCAAUCUGUCACUCCCACAGACUUCUGGAUGUGCUGCUGAAGGAGCUGCAGGAGAGGCCAAGCACCUCUGAGGAUAGAGCCUUCAUCAUACCUCUAGCUGCAGCCAGUGCUCUGUGCGAGGUGUUAUCCGUAUCCAUGUGCACACGGACGGUGACACGCUUCUAUCCCCGCCUCCUGAUGGCCCUGCUUGUUCAGGUGCACUAUACCAUUGGGCUUGGCCUGCCCGACAGCGGGGUGUCCAGGAAGGAGCUCAUCCCUGCUUGCUGUGUUGUGAAGACAGUAAAGACCCUUCUCCUAAAAAUGGGAUGCCACUACGAGUUCACCUCUGUUGAGAAGGAGGGAGGCUGGGAACUGCUCACUAACUCUGAGGAGCACCAUCGCGGGGUAGGCCUGCUUGCAAGAGCCAUGGUCCACUAUUCUUGCUAUCAGCUGUGGCGGAUCUUGUACCUUCUGGUCCCGUUCCUCGAACGAGGUGAUAAACAGCACAAGCUCACAGCGAUGGCCUUUUUCGUUGAGCUUCUCCAUAUGCCACAGGCAAAGCGGCUCCCAGAAAAAUAUUCUGUGCUCCGUCUGCUGAAAGGACUGACCGACCCAGAUCCAGUUAUCAGAGCACUGUGCGUCAAAGGACUGAUCACCGUGGCAGACUGGCCAGGGAAGAUAAAGGUCCUGGUGCCAGCCAUGAUAAACAGCUUGUGUGGAGUGGACGGGAGGCUGGUUGUGGAGGCUCUUGCUGAUGUGAAGAAGAUUCUCAGAGGCCUGGAUGUAGCAAGUUAUGUUGGCUGCAUCACCAGUCCCCUUAGGCUCCUCUUUGAUGAUGAGAGAAUGAGUGUGCGUUCUGCUGCCAUUUCCUUGUUUGGAAAAAUGGUCAAGAAGGUGAUGAAGAGUCAGGGGCUUAUGAAAGAGGAGGAUGUCUUGGACAGUUUGAUCCUUCUUUUGCACCUGCAAGAGGGCAACCCUGACAUGGCUGAGAAAUGUAAGAAUGCCUUGGAUGAAUGUUCUCGACUCCUGGAAUGGAGACUACCUAAACAGGUGGGCAACAGGAAGGCUUGGCACAACCACCAAGAAGAUGUGGAUGAAAUCUCUCUCGGGGGCUUAAUGCAUGACCCUGAGGCGUCCGUAUGUAUCUUUGCUGCUCAGGCACGUGAACGCGUCCUGGCAGUUUACUGGAAAGUAAAGUAUGGCCUGGUUGAGCAACACAAAGUGAACAGUGACUCUGCUGAGAAACACAAAAGCCCCCCAAAUCCUCCUGCUACCGAAAGCACCUCAUCCAGGCUGUUCAAUGCCCUCAAUCUCUGGAAAUUAGCUGCCAAGCACUAA
Trachemys scripta elegans is the source of this 2025-nucleotide messenger RNA. It is a transcript of the gene MROH7, whose product is annotated as maestro heat like repeat family member 7. The record is from RefSeq and is a predicted model, not a curated record. Gene Ontology annotation, cellular component: cytoplasm. Lineage: Eukaryota; Metazoa; Chordata; Testudines; Emydidae.